Chanos chanos (milkfish) is the source of this 2531-nucleotide messenger RNA. RefSeq names its product selenophosphate synthetase 1 (gene sephs1). Lineage: Eukaryota; Metazoa; Chordata; Actinopteri; Gonorynchiformes; Chanidae. The transcript is spliced from 9 exons. The record is from RefSeq and is a predicted model, not a curated record. Gene Ontology annotation, cellular component: cytoplasm. Gene Ontology annotation, biological process: L-selenocysteine biosynthetic process. Gene Ontology annotation, molecular function: ATP binding; selenide, water dikinase activity. The coding region runs from base 77 to 1255 and encodes 392 amino acids.
UCUCUGUAUCGGGAGGCGCCGCUAAAGCCAAACCGAGCCUGUCUGUAGUUUAUGCCGCGGUGGGAUCUGGGUAAAGAUGUCUGUUCGGGAGUCGUUUAACCCGGAGAGCCACGAGCUGGAUAAGAACUUCAGACUAACGCGCUUCACUGAGUUAAAAGGCACGGGCUGCAAGGUGCCUCAGGACGUCCUACAGAAACUUCUGGAGUCUCUACAGGAAAAUCACUACCAAGAGGAUGAACAGUUUCUGGGGGCAGUUAUGCCCAGACUGGGCAUUGGUAUGGACACCUGUGUGAUUCCCCUGAGGCAUGGGGGCCUUUCACUAGUACAAACCACAGACUACAUCUACCCCAUAGUGGAUGAUCCCUAUAUGAUGGGGCGGAUAGCGUGUGCGAACGUACUCAGUGACCUGUAUGCUAUGGGAGUCACAGAGUGUGACAACAUGCUCAUGCUGCUGGGUGUCAGUAACAAACUCUCAGACAAGGAGCGGGACAAGGUGAUGCCGUUGAUAAUUCAGGGUUUUAAGGAUGCAUCUGAAGAGGCGGGAACAUCGGUGACGGGCGGACAGACUGUCCUAAACCCGUGGAUCGUACUGGGAGGUGUGGCCACCACAGUCUGCCAACCAAAUGAGUUCAUAAUGCCAGAUAACGCUGUCCCCGGUGAUGUGCUGGUUUUGACGAAGCCCCUGGGCACUCAGGUGGCUGUGGCUGUUCAUCAGUGGCUCGACAUACCGGAGAAGUGGAAUAAGAUUAAACUGGUGGUGACACAGGAGGAUGUGGAGCUGGCGUACCAGGAGGCCAUGAUGAACAUGGCUAGACUCAACAGAACAGCUGCGGGGUUGAUGCACACCUUUAACGCCCAUGCUGCCACAGACAUCACUGGUUUCGGGAUCCUGGGCCACGCCCAGACGUUAGCGCGGCAGCAGAGGAGUGAAGUCUCCUUUGUCAUACACAACCUCCCUGUGCUCGCCAAGAUGGCCGCCGUCAGCAAAGCCUGCGGAAACAUGUUCGGCCUCAUGCACGGCACCUGCCCCGAGACCUCAGGGGGUCUGUUGAUCUGUCUGCCUCGUGAGCAGGCAGCUCGGUUCUGUGCCGAGAUCAAAUCGCCCAAAUACGGCGAGGGUCACCAGGCCUGGAUCAUCGGCAUCGUGGAGAAAGGGAACCGCACGGCCCGCAUCAUCGAUAAACCUCGCAUCAUCGAAGUCGCUCCGCAGGUCGCCACGCAGAACGUCAACACUACGCCUGGAACCACCUCUUAAUCCUACAGUAGAACCUAUCUAGAACCGGCUUCAUCUAGAACCACCUCAGACAAACAAACACAUACGUAAAUAAAUCAAUCUAUAUUUAGAGAGAGAAGAAUGAUACACACAUCGCACAUGCUUAGGUUCAUAUGUCUGUUCUCUGCCUGCCGUGGCCUUAGGGCGGAUGGGAAAUGGACUUAUUGCUUAAAGCUGUAAAAGGAGAGAAGUGGAUGAUGCAUCCGUUGCCUUUCUGUCUCUGUGUUGUGUCGGAGACACUGACGGAGGAGGCAGCUUGCUUAAGGACUGUGGGAUGGUGUGAUAAUGUUUGAUUCAUUUUGAAUCUCUACUCCUCCACCAUGUCUUAGCACCCUGUUUGUUUUCUGUCUUUUUGCUCUGUGUAUAAAGUGUAGCCGUAGAACCAGCUGGGUAACGAUGCCUUGAAUGACAGAUUUAAAACAUGACCGUGAAAAGGAAGGAAGAAUGAAGAGACAAAGUUUAAAUGAUUUUUUUUUUCUUUUUCACUUUCUCUUUUGUAUUCCCUUUGUCCAAAACUACGUGAAUAAACUGGCCCCGCCCCCCUUUUUGUUAGCUAUGUUUAGAUGGACAGACUGUGAAUGAAUACCUCACUCAGUGAUUGGCCAGGGCUGUGGAGUGGGCUGGACCUCUGGAAGGACAGACAGCCAAUCUGCAGUAACACAGAGAAUGUACUCAACAACUGAUAUGCAGUUUAUUCAUAUAUGUGCGUGUGUAUGUGUCAUAUUCACUGUUACAGAGGAAUUCUCUCACACGGCAUUCAGUCAGAGGAGUUCUCUCACUCGGCGUUCAGUCAGAGGAGUUCUCUGACACGGCGUUCAGUCAGAGGAGUUCUCUGACACGGCGUUCAGUCAGAGGAGUUCUCUGACACGGCGUUCAGUCAGAGGAGUUCUCUCACUCAGCGUUCAGUCAGAGGAGUUCUCUGACACGGCGUUCAGUCAGAGGAGUUCUCUGACACGGCGUUCAGUCAGAGGAGUUCUCUCACUCAGCGUUCAGUCAGAGGAGUUCUCUCACUCAGCGUUCAGUCAGAGGAGUUCUCUGACACGGCGUUCAGUCAGAGGAGUUCUCUGACACGGCGUUCAGUCAGAGGAGUUCUCUCACUCGGCGUUCAGUCAGAGGAGUUCUCUGACACGGCGUUCGGUCAGAUGAGAAAAGACCCAUCCUGUUCUGUGGUAGACUUGACUUUUAUAUAAUGUGUAUAGAGUUUCUUUCUCACCCCCCCCUCUCUCUCUCUCUCUUUUCUUUCUCAUUCGUCUCACUA